GUUCAAUCCGUUAAGACAGUUACUCCAGAACCUUCCAAACAUGGAGAAUCUGAUGAUACCAUCGUCAGCAUCCAGACGUCUUGUAAUAAUCCCACCUAAACAAGAAUCUGUGUCUGAAUUCUUGGAGAAACCCACGAUAGCAGCGCUCAGUUACAGCAAAAAUCCCAACCCAAAAAACCACAGGCACCCAUUUGACUUACCUUGGCAGAAAAGGGGGCGCCUUAGCGAGUGUAUAACAACUCUUGACGCCAUUUCCAAAACUGGGUCCAAGGUAAGAGCCAACACCUUCAGCAAUUUACUUCAGUCUUGCAUUGAUUACGGUUCUGUCGACUUGGGUCGACAGCUUCAUUCCCGAAUUGAUUUGGUUGAUAAAAUGCGGGAGAGAAAUUUGUACACGUGGUCGGCGAUGAUUGGUGCAUGUUCGAGAGAGCAGAGUUGGAGGGAAGUUGUGGAGCUUUUCUUUUUUAUGAUGAAUGAUGGGAUGGUGCCUGACGAUUUUCUAUUUCCGAAGAUUUUGGAAGCUUGUGCUAAUUGUGGGGAUGUUUGUGGGAAACUGGGAUUAGCGAGGAGGUUUUUUGAUGGUAUGGAUGAGAGAGAUACGGUAGUAAUGGAACACGAUGGUCUUGGGUAUUGUCAAAAGGGGCUUGCACAAAAUGGUAGGACGGAUCAAGCAUUGGAUUUAUUUAAAGAGAUGCUUUUGGAAGGGGUGACUGCAAAUGAUGUUACAAUUGUGAGUGCAAUUUCUGCUUGCACAUCCUCGAGAGGAUUAAAAACUGGUUGGAAAUUCGUUCUGUUGCUGUUAAGAUGGGUAUCUUUGAUGAAGUGGCGGUUGGGAAUUCCCUCAUUGGCACGUAUUCUAGGUACAGGGAAACAGAAGCUGCUAGGAAAGUUUUUGACAGAAUCGAAGGCAGGCAAAGAUGUUUUUACUUGGAAUUCAAUGAUUGGAGGAUAUUCCCAAGCAGGGUACUGUGGUAAGGCCUAUGAGCUCUUCAUGAAAAUGCAAGAUUCAAAUGUAAAACCUGAUGUCAUCAUGUGGAAUGCGAUGAUCUAUGGGUACAUAAAAAAAGGGGAUGAGGAUCAAGCCAUAAAUCUCUUCCAACAGAUGGAAAAGGAUGGGAAAAUUAAGCAAAAUGCAGCAUCUUGGAACUCCCUUAUUGCUGGUUAUGUGCAACUUGGAGAAAAAGACACGGUAUUAGAUCUAGUUGCAGCUAAGAAGGUGAAAGAGAUCCAUUGUUGUGUGUUGCGCAGAAAACUAGACACUUUACCUGUUACAAAUUCACUAAUAGACACUGACGCCAAAUCAGGUUAUGUUUUACAUGGUUUUUCUGAUGCUGCUCUUUGUCUUGUUAGUCAGAUGACAGAGUCGGGACUUAAGCCAAACAGAGCUACUUUCUCCAGUAUUAUCCUUGCACAUGGUAUUAUUGGAAUGGUGGAUGAGGGAGAACAAGUUUUCUCAAGCAUCACUAACAACUAUGGAAUUAUACCAUCAGCAGAACAUUAUUCAGCAAUGAUAGAUCUAUAUGGCCACUCUGGUAGGUUUGGAGAAGCAAUCAAGUUUAUUGAAGAUGCCCCCACAGAACCUGACUCCUCCAUUUGGGCUUCCUUGCUAACUGCAUCUAGGAUGCGUGGGAAUAUUGGGUUGACAGUCCUUGCUGGGGAACAUUUGCUCAACUUGGGACCAGGGAAUAUUUUAAUUCAAAGAUUAAUGUUGCAGAUAUAUGCAUUUUGUGGGAAAUUGGAGGACACUUCUAAAGUGAGGGCCCUUGGGCAGAGCUGGAUUGAAGAAGAAGAGAAGGAAGAAAUUGGUGGUGUCCAUGGUGAAAAACUUGCAUUAGCGUUUGCUCUCAUUGGCUCACCUUCUGUACCUAAGAGAAUCAGAAUUGUGAAAAACAUGAGAAUAAUGGCCACUGUUCUUGUGGUGAUUAUUGAUAAAGUAAAUAUGAAAAAUCCAAAAAUUGUUUGCUUGGAUCAUCUUCUAGGAAAGCCCGUAAGCUUUCUGGAUGCUAGGAAUAAUCUUCUUUUGUGGGAGAACAUACAGGGAUACAGGAGAGAAAUAUCCAGAGCUAGUGCUGCCUGCAUUUGGAAUCCCCACAAGCUUCAGUUAUAUAAUCUCUCCCAGUUAGUGCAGCAAUCUACCUUUGCUGGGUCUUUCUUCGCUGCUGGAAAGAUGAGUUUCGAGCAAGACGGGAAGAUGCCUGUACCUGUUGGUGUUGCAUCCUGGAGAAACGAAGAUGGGUCACUUGUUCAUAGCCGCAGUUUUAUGGCCUCCGGAACUGACAAUGUUGGGUACUCGGUGAUUCAAGGGAGAGUGGGCCAAGACUAUGACAUAUUUCUUGCUGUAAAACAGAAAGAUACAUUUGGCAAUCCCAAGCCAAGUCUGAAAGAUGCAUUUGGCAGUCCCAAGCUAAGUCUGAAAGAUGCAUCUGGCAAUCCCAAACCAAGCCGGAAAGAUGCAUAUGGCAAUCCCAAACCAAGCCUUUUUUAUAGGCAACAUUCUUCUUCAAGCUCUGACAACUCAAGUGAUGAGGAAACUAAAGAGAAGGUUUGGAAGCCUAAGAUUGAUGAGUUACCCUCAAAGCUAGAAGGUAGCACAAGCUUUGAUGAGUUACCCUCAAAGCUAGAAGGUAUCACAAGAUUGGGAUCAUUGGGUUGUACAGUUGAAGGUACCAUAAGAUUAGGACCAUGGGGUGGCACAGGUGGGAACGCUUUUGAUGAUGGAACCUAUACUGGCAUAAGACAGAUCAAUCUGUCACGCAAUGUUGGAAUUGUAUGGAUGAAGGUUUGCUAUGAUUGUGAUGGACAAGCCGUAUGGGGCAGCAAACAUGGAGGGACAGGAGGAUUCAAAAAUGAUAAGAUAAUCUUUGAUUAUCCAUCAGAAAUCUUGACACACAUAUGGGGAACAUAUGGUCCUUUGAUGUACAUGGGGCCUAACAUUAUUAAGUCCCUUACUUUCUACACUAACAAAGGGAAGCAUGGGCCAUUUGGAGAAGAACAAGGACCCUCCUUUACCAACCAAAUGAAUGAAGGGAAGAUUAUCGGCUUCCAUGGUAGAGAGGGUUUGUUCCUGGAUGCGAUUGGUGUCCAUGUCAUUGAAGGGAAAGUGCCGCCUCCAAAGCCACCACUUCCCCGUGCCAUCAUUCAAAAUCAAAGACCAUUAGCUGAAAUAGAAUACUCUCCCUGGUCUAAUAAACUGGUGCUAGCAAAGAGAGAAACAGCUGAAGAGGUACCCGUUGGAGUGGUGAAAGAACCUCUACCAUGUGGACCUGGUCCUUGGGGUGGGGAUGGAGGGAAAUCAUGGGAUGAUGGAGUUUUCUCUGGGAUCAAGCAAAUAUUUGUUACUAAAACAGAAGCUAUCUGCUCAAUACAGAUUGAGUAUGAUCGAAAUGGGCAAUCUCUGUGGUCUGUAAAACAUGGAGGUCAUUCAGGAACUACAACACAUCGGGUGAAACUAAACUAUCCUCAUGAAAUGCUUACUCGCAUAUCUGGGUAUUAUGGUUGCAUAAAAGAAGAGAAUAUAACAGUUGUAAGGUCAUUGACAUUUUAUACAAGCAGGGGUACAUAUGGUCCAUUUGGUGAGGAAAUUGGGACAUAUUUCACUUCAGCCUUGACGGACGGGAAGGUGGUGGGUUUCCAUGGCAGGAGCAGCAUGUACCUGGAUGCCAUUGGAGUCCAUAUUCAGCACUGGCUGGGAAAUCACAAAACCGGAAAGUCAUCUCUCUUCAAAAUUUUCUAGAGGAUAAACCCAUGUCACUCUUUGCCCCUCUUACUAUUGUACUUUACCCUGUUUUCAGGCCUAUAUUCUGGCCUUCAUUUCAUGUAGUUGUUGUUUAAUUCUCUAUCUAUAUGUUUUUUAGUUCAAAUAAAUGAAAGGAAUUUAC
Messenger RNA from Rubroshorea leprosula, 3878 nucleotides. NCBI's taxonomy places the organism in Eukaryota, Viridiplantae, Streptophyta, Magnoliopsida, Malvales, Dipterocarpaceae. The record is from the annotation of a GenBank genome assembly.